UAAAGUUUGCCGCUAAAGAUGGCAGACCCAGAUGUCCUCACCGAGGUUCCUGCAUCAUUGAAGAGGUUAGCCAAGUAUGUGAUCCGGGGUUUCUAUGGCAUUGAGCAUGCUUUGGCCUUGGACAUCUUGAUCCGGAACCCUUGUGUGAAAGAGGAGGAUAUGUUGGAGCUGCUCAAGUUUGAUCGGAAGCAACUUCGUUCAGUUUUGAAUAAUUUAAAGGGAGACAAGUUCAUCAAAUGCAGAAUGAGAGUAGAGACUGCUGCAGAUGGGAAAACCACUCGCCAUAACUACUACUUUAUCAAUUAUCGUACUCUUGUUAAUGUGGUUAAAUAUAAAUUGGACCACAUGAGAAGGAGGAUUGAAACUGAUGAGAGAGAUUCCACCAACCGGGCUUCCUUCAAAUGUCCUGUCUGUUCUAAUACUUUUACAGAUUUAGAAGCUAAUCAGCUCUUUGAUCCCAGGACAGGAACUUUCCGCUGCACUUUUUGCAAUACAGAGGUAGAAGAAGAUGAAUCAGCAAUGCCCAAAAAAGAUGCACGCACACUUUUGGCAAGGUUUAAUGAACAAAUUGAGCCCAUUUAUGCUUUGCUUCGGGAAACAGAGGAUGUGAAUUUGGCCUAUGAAAUACUUGAGCCAGAACCCACAGAAAUACCAGCCCUGAAACAGAGCAAAGACCGUGCAGCAGCUACUGCUGGAGCUGCUGGCCUGGCAAGUGGGCACCACCGGGAAGCAUGGGCUACCAAAGGUCCCUCCUAUGAGGACUUAUAUACUCAGAAUGUUGUCAUUAACAUGGAUGACCAAGAAGAUCUUCAUCGAGCCUCACUAGAGGGGAAAUCUGCCAAAGAGAGACCCAUUUGGUUGAGAGAAAGCACUGUCCAAGGAGCAUAUGGUUCUGAAGAGAUGAAGGAAGGUGGCAUAGAUAUAGAUGCAUUUCAAGAUCGUGAGGAAGGCCGUGCAGGGCUGGAUGAUAACGAAGAGGUUAUGCGAGCACUGCUCAUUCAUGAGAAGAAGACCCCCUCUGCUACCGCUGGCUCAGUGGGGGCAGCUGCUCCUGUGACCACUGCCAAUGGCAGUGACUCGGAGAGUGAGACCAGUGAGUCAGACGAUGACUCCCCACCUCGUCCAGCUUCUGUGGCUGCACAUCACCGAGAGGAUGACGAGGAGGAUGACGAGUUUGAGGAAGUAGCAGAUGACCCCAUUGCUAUGGUGGCUGGUCGUCCAUUCUCGUACAGUGAAGUGAGCCAGCGGCCAGAGCUGGUGGCACAGAUGACACCAGAGGAGAAGGAAGCGUACAUAGCAAUGGGACAACGCAUGUUUGAGGACCUCUUUGAAUGAGCUGUCCCUACAUUUUCCUCCUUUCUCUAAUGCUCAUUUCAAAAAGAAAGUACCUACCUUUGAAGAAAAGUAUUUAAGUGGCUUUCUGCCUUUCUUGAUGUAAAGCGACUAUUAAUCUUGCACACAAAAAAACACUGGGAGAGAAAGAUUGAUUUUUAUGACAGAAACUUUCCCAAAAGGUAGGUUGGCUACAAGCGUUCCUUUCCCCACUACUACUACAGUAUUGCCAUUUUACUAUAUUUUCUUAUCGAAUCCUUUUUCUUUCCUUUUUAAGACACGUUCUUCUCCCUUGUGAAAUAAGUGAGGGAAGUCUUUAAGGUAAAUUCUUUCUGUCUGCCUGCAGAAGCCCACUAUGACAGGUUACAGUAAUUCACUGAUCACAUUUUUUAAAAUCUAUUCCGAGCCAGCAUUCCAAACAAUUCCUGGUAUUGCUGCUAACUAAAGCAGCUUGCCAACAGAAAAUCAUUUGAUGAGGGACAAAACAAUCUUAAAACUUCAAUUGAGGAUGAUGUCAAUAAGUAAGGGGAAGUUGGGAAUGUGUGUGGAAGAGGGAUGGAUAUGCCUAAAUCUCACAAUUAAUAUCUAACCCAAAAUUUGUAUAUUUAGAAUUGACCUGACUGAAAGAGUCUAUUGUUUUGCUUAUUGCCUUUUGGUUUGUAUGUUGGAUGAUAGAAAACAGAAAGUAUUUUGGUAAGCCCUUAUGAAGAAAUUAGGAGGAAAAAAAAAAAUGAACAAAGGACCAGAAGUUCCAUGUGUAGGGUUGAAAAGUGAAAGAGCAUUGAGAAUAGUACCUUUUAGAACUGCCUGACUUUGUGCUGAUUUGGAAAUCCUUUAUAGGAAGGUGACACUGCUCCCUUCCCUUCUACAGUGCUGUCAGUAGUUUAAUGAGGACAUUUCAGCAGAAACCAGCAUAUAACAAUUGAUAAUCCCCUCUUUUUCUCUCUCAACACCAUUGAACGUCGUCUUUGUUUCUCUUUUGAUUGUUGUCAGACACGGUAUUAUAGAGUACACCCAGUAUAUUGUUGAGCAUUGUAACCUCAAGGAAUAUAGUUUAUCAUUUCAGUUCUGCUAUGUAACAUGGUAUUAUUCCCUAAGGCAGAACUUUAAAAGUAAGGAACUUUCAUACAAGGAUCUAUAACAGUUGUAUAUUUUGUAAUAUUUCCCCUUGCAUUGUAAGUUUUAAGUAUUUAUCAUUUUUUAUAGUACAUGUGUGAAGUUAAGGUAGAUUUUAGAGUUAUCUGAGCUUUGUAGGAAGUGGUGUUUCAUUUACUAGUACAUGGUUGUAUGAAUGACUGAAUAUUAACAGACUAUUUUAUACUGACUAAAAUUUGUUCAUUUCCAGCUCUGUAACAUCUUGGAACAUAAUUAAAAUGAAUAUUCUUCCCAUUAAAAAAAGUUUCAGACUUUGUUCUCUUAUUAGUUAUAUUUUAAAUUAUAGAUGCAGUUGUGUGUGGUCCAAACUUUUUCUGGCAAUAGUUGACUUAAGAGUGACUUGUAGCCCUGGCUGGUGUGGCUCAAUUGGUUGGAGCAUCAUCCCAUACCGAGGAAGGUGGUAGGUUUGAUGUUUCUCUCUCACAUUAAUGUUUCUCUCUCUCUCUUUCUCUGUCUCUAUCUCGCUCUCCCUCUUUCUUUCCUUCCCUUUUUCCCUCCCUCCCUUCCUCUUUUCCUUCUGCCCUCCCUUUCUCUCCCUUCCUCUCUCUAAAUCAAUGACAAAAAUAAAGAAAAAAAGAAUGACUUUCAUAAUAAAGUUUCUAUGAAUGUUUCCCUUUGGAGGAAAAAAAUGCACUACUAUUAUGCAUGUACCUUGUACACAUGGGCUGUUCAACUUUUAAAUAUUGUUUUUUUAACUUUUAUAGUUGUAGAAUGAAGUUCACGUAAAUAAAAUAGUAAUCAGAUAUAAAGUUUUAAAAACAGUUGUA
Eptesicus fuscus (big brown bat) is the source of this 3254-nucleotide messenger RNA. It is a transcript of the gene GTF2E1, whose product is annotated as general transcription factor IIE subunit 1. NCBI's taxonomy places the organism in Eukaryota, Metazoa, Chordata, Mammalia, Chiroptera, Vespertilionidae. The record is from RefSeq and is a predicted model, not a curated record. Bases 19 to 1335 code for a protein of 438 amino acids. The transcript is spliced from 4 exons. Gene Ontology annotation, biological process: transcription initiation at RNA polymerase II promoter; transcription open complex formation at RNA polymerase II promoter. Gene Ontology annotation, cellular component: transcription factor TFIIE complex.